AUGGCUGCGCUCGACCUGGCUACGCUGAAGCUUCGCUGUGCUUACAAGUCGGAGGGCAACGCGGACAAGUGGGACUUGGACCGCCUCGCGCCGUGGCAGGAGGACGUCCUCUGGGCAGCCUACAGGGGUCGCGUGUUCGAGAUUGUCGAGCCCGACGGCGAGGUUGUCGGGACCAUGCGUGUGCACGGGUUCAGGAAGGACAGCGAUUGGGAGGAGUACGGAGGCUUGCACGACGCGAUGAGGGACUGCGGCGAAGGCGCCAACAAGGCCGAAGUCGAAGCCUUCUCGCACCUCUUCACCGACGAGGGCUUCUUCAAGCGCGACAUCGCCAUCAGCGGUCACGCCGCCUUCCAGCGCGAGGUGACUGACCAGCCGUACCUCGUCCUCCUCGACACGAUCUGCAUCAAGCCCGAGUACCGCGAGAAGGGCGUUGGCUCGUGGGCGGUCCAGAAGCUGUUCGACCUCGACGGACAAGACUUUCUCUUCGACGACGAGGAGACGGCGAAGAUGAAGAAGGAGGAGAACGCUCGCAUGGUGCAGGCGCGCAAGGAGGCUGCCGAGGUGAAGGGACUCUUCCAGCCCGGUGCCCUCGAGUGGGUGUGGAAGAAACACCCACUUCACCAGACGGUCAAGUACCUCUUCGUCCACCCGCGCUCGCUCGAGUCGCAGCUCCCGCAGAGCCCCGACGCGACGCAUACCCUCGCCGACCUCCGCAAGACAGCCGAGAAGACGUCGAAAGAGCGCGUCCUUCACAUCUUCCACAAGAUGGGCUUUCGCCGCGUUGGCAAGACCUCCUUCCUCUGCAUGUCGAAGUCGUCGGACUAUCGCUCUCGCUUGAUACCCGCCGACGGCGACGCACGCGAGAAGGACUAG
Molecule: messenger RNA, 873 nt
Organism: Rhodotorula toruloides NP11
Lineage: Eukaryota; Fungi; Basidiomycota; Microbotryomycetes; Sporidiobolales; Sporidiobolaceae
Product: acyl-CoA N-acyltransferase domain containing protein
Exons: 5
Coding region: 1-873 (290 amino acids)
Source: RefSeq, a predicted model, not a curated record